Pieris napi is the source of this 1530-nucleotide messenger RNA. RefSeq lists its product as uncharacterized. The record is from RefSeq and is a predicted model, not a curated record. Lineage: Eukaryota; Metazoa; Arthropoda; Insecta; Lepidoptera; Pieridae. Bases 92 to 1150 code for a protein of 352 amino acids. The transcript has 2 exons.
GAAUUACGCUUUAUCGGCGGGGACGGGAGGAGGAUAACUACUAUCUGUAUCUAUCCCGUUCGUGAAUAAAAUAUUGAUCGUUAAGUAAUUUAUGCGUUGCUGUAAAAUGAAUCCAAAAAACAUGGAUAAUAUGACGCAGCGUGAAAAAUUCCAAUUGUUAAAUUCAGAAGUGCGCUCGUUUUAUGAAUAUUGUAAAGAAGUAGGUAUGAGUGAUGAUGAUAUGGACGUAAUUUGUCGCCCUUUGAUGAAUGCUGUGAGGAGGGCGACGAUUAAGAGAUGGCGAAACAUUUUCUUGAUAUGCGCGGUAUUUGUGACAUUUGGAUAUAUUGUGAGCCAAACGGAUUCAUUUCAAUGGAAUGCUGCCGCCGUGGCUCGCUUAACUUUGAUAAAGCUUCUACCGUUUUUGAACUGGACUCCAUUAUACUAUAGCAAAUGUAUUGUUGAAAGGCUCCCGGUGCAGAACUUUGAUAGUGAACCGGUUUCUACAAACGAUUGUAUCGCAUGUGAAGCAAUUCAAAACAUAGCUCGCAUAUCAAAAACCGACCACAAUGAAGUGUUAAACCACCACUUGCUACGAGGAGCUCCUGUCAUAGUUACUGAUGCCUAUCACGACUGGGCAACUGGGGAGUAUAACUUCACAGGCCUCGUCAGCAAUGAUGACCGCUUACGCGAAUCUGUCCCUUGCCGAAUCCUAACCAACAUUCGUAUUGGUAAACAGCCAAUGGAUUUGCAGGAAAUUGUAUCACGUAUCACCGAGAGCAACAUUCCUAGCUGGUUCAUACAUUUUCAGAACUGCGAUCUUCGAGCCGUGAAAACCUUCAGAGUCCUUGCCCCUCGACCUUAUUUCCUCUCGCCAGAAAUCCCUCCCUCGCACUUCAACUGGUUGCUGCUAUCCAAAAACUACGACACACAGCGUUUUAAGUAUUUGGAGUUUGAUAUCGGUCUAAUAAUCAUGUCGCAGCUAAAAGGAAAGAAUUACAUACAGUUGAAACCGCGUAUGCCCUGCGAAAACAUUUGUAGUCCCAUUAAAAUUGAAUUACAGCAGAGUGAAACAUUGGUUUUGAGUAAUUCACUCUGGGAGUUUGAAUACAUGCCGGGAAAAGGUGAGAAUCUCGCUAUGAUCACGGAAACUGAUUGGGUAGAAUCGUAAUUUUUUAUCUAAGAAAUGUUACUACACAAUGUACCUAAUUAAUAUACGAAAUACACCUUUUGAAAGAUGCUACGAGUAUUAGUCACCAUAUGAUUUUAUUUCAAGUUAGAUAAAUGUUUUAAUUUGUUAUUCAUCAAAAACCAAUUUUGUAAUAUAUUCAUAAAAUGUGCCAAAUAUCAUACAACGCACAUGUAUAAGAUCACAGUGCACCGAAUUACUUACAUCAGAUUAGAUUUAAGCUAAACUUGCUUACACACAUUUGUUUGAUUUAUUACAUUUUGGUAGAAAAUUCAAUAGGAGUUAUGGUUUAUAAGUUUAAAUUUAAUAGCAUUUUGGCGAUUGUACUUUAAAUUUAAGUUUGUCAUUUAAUUUACUGUCAC